Molecule: messenger RNA, 2079 nt
Organism: Phytophthora nicotianae INRA-310
Lineage: Eukaryota; Oomycota; Peronosporomycetes; Peronosporales; Peronosporaceae
Exons: 2
Coding region: 661-1980 (439 amino acids)
Molecular function (GO): protein binding
Source: RefSeq, a predicted model, not a curated record
CACGAAUCCCAUCCCUAUCCAUCGUCGGUCCUACCGUCUUGAUCCUCGGAAUUAGUCAUGCGGAUCUGCGUCUCCUCCUCAUCCAACUCGUCUUCAUCAUUAAUUUCUCCCUGAGAGGGCGUAGCUGCGACAAAUACAGGAGCUAGGCCUUCUAUAGGCUGUGUAGCACCUUCCGUCGCUACCUGCGUCGCCUGGCUUUCCCGUUGCGUCGGUUCUCCCUCCAACUGCGACAACGCGGCGCGCUUGCGAUGGUUGGCUGUAUACCAUUGGCCUGGUGAGUCUCGAAACCCUACGGGGGUCUCUUGUCCAGACGAAUCCCCGUCGAAAACGCACGCGUCGCCAGCCAUGACGCUUGCUCGACAAAGCUAAAGUUGCCAAUCAGAGCAGCAGCAUCGCUUCAAGCUCUUUGAUCUCGACGUUAAUAGAACUAAUUUCCACUCAGCAGCAUGCUCAACCGACCUGCAGGAACCUCCACAAUGCAAUCUCGCCGCCGAGCUCAUCUAAUACCAUUUUUUAAAGACUGCCAUUUUUGAAAGCACUGAAAUGGCUCUUGUGACGACGCAGCCUUAUCGUGUUCUGAUCUGGCUUACAAUGGUGUAAAUAUGGAAUGUCGCGCGAGAACUUGGGAACAGAAAUUCUGCAUCACUGGGAGAAGACAACAUGAGUAUAAGUGCACAAGUUGGCGCCUUGGAACUAUGCCCUGAAGCCGACUCUGCCCAGCAUUGUAAGAAACCUAGUGAUCCAAGCUACUCUGGCAGCAACAAAAAUGAUAACGAGAAAAAUGCAAGAAACGUGAUUCCGACGGACAACCAAGCACUAACGUUGUCAGAGGCCAAGGAAUUCGAGCCAUUAAGCGCAUUGGACGAACUUCCUUUGUUGAAUCGAACUAUUGCGAAACGUGGUCGACGUCGAUCUCGAAAGCGUGAUAGAUACGUCAGCACAAAAGCGGGAGCUCCUUCUGCCAGCAUUUCAAGAAACAGUGGUGAUAAUCAAAUGGCACAUUCCGGUGGGAUCGAUGAGAAUUCACUCCCUCAAAUUGUAAAACCUGGUGUGCCAUCCUCUCAAAAAUUAAACUCACCUCUACGAAAAAUGCACAAUCAUCGGACGUGGAAUGGAAGGUUGAGACAGCGAGGAGAUAUUGAGGUUUCUCGAUCAUUGCAACGACGAGUCUCGAGCUCCGAUGAUACCCUUGCAGCAUUGGAGGCGACCAAGACAAUCCUUUUGGCUGAAAUCGAGUCCGAUGAGCGCUGUGCAAGCUUCCUUCGUCAGAGAGUACCAGAGGAGGCGCGUGCAUUGUAUCCUGACUCUCCUCAGAGCCAAAUUUUAUACAAACUUCGCGAUUUGGAUCGGAAAAUCCUGAUGAACAAGGAGAAACUGGCACAAGUUCGAGAAAGAAUCGCAGAUCUGGGAGGAAAACCAAGUUGGUUGACUAUAGAUCCCAAAACUGAACUAACCGGCCACGAAGACAAGUAUUUAGACGCAAAUCAACAGUCACAAGCUUCAACUUCGAUCAAGGUUUCCUCAGUAGCGAAAGGAGCAGUGAUAAUUCAGUGCGGUUACCGAGCAUUUCGAGCGCGUCGUCACCUCGCUGAUCUGCUAGCCAAAACUUAUCAACGUGUGUUAAAUCCUGAAAACAAUCAAUAUUUCUACUACAACCGCAUCACCAACCUGAGUCAGUGGGAAGCCCCGACGUUGCUGCGUCGUUGCCACUGUCCACUUGAUGCCAAGCCAUUGACACUAGCAUACACCAACGACCCAGCUCGAGACGCAGCCGCAAAAGUUAUUCAGAACAUGUUUCGCCAACGCGCUUUGCGAGUCUUCAUGCAAGAUUACAAGCUUGGCAACCUCGAAAAGAUCUUUGACGCGAGAUUCGGCGCCUGGUAUUACUUCAACUCGCGCACCAAUCGUAGUUUUUGGGAAAAUGUGCACCAUGUAAGGCUCACCGCUGCGAAUUCUGCAAUAUAUCACCCUCCGUCCUGACAAGCCAAAGUAGUUAAUUCACCCCUCCAUUGCGAUAAAAAAUGGGGAAGGUACUAGUGUUUGUAGUGAUUCAUUUUUUUCUUUCCAUUCGUUAAUGCA